Elaeis guineensis (African oil palm) is the source of this 2286-nucleotide messenger RNA. RefSeq lists its product as uncharacterized. The record is from RefSeq and is a predicted model, not a curated record. NCBI's taxonomy places the organism in Eukaryota, Viridiplantae, Streptophyta, Magnoliopsida, Arecales, Arecaceae. Gene Ontology annotation, molecular function: protein binding.
AUGAAGACAAUCCCAAUCCAACCUUUUCUCCUCCCCCUCCUUUUAUUCAUCUCCCUCUCCUUUUUGGAAGCCGGAGCACAGAGCGAAGCACAAGCUCUUCUCAAAUGGAAGUCCUGCUUGUUUCAACCAGAUGCUCUGAGCUCAUGGUCCCUUGCCAAAUCUACCACCCCAUGCGGAUGGUUUGGUGUCGACUGCAGCAACUCCGCAGGCAGCAUCGUGCAGCUGAGCUUACCCAAUGCCAACCUCAACGGCACCCUCCAUGAAUUAAACUUUGCUUCUCUGCCCAGCCUCACCAAGCUCAACCUCACUACCAACUUCCUCUACGGCUCCAUUCCUUCAAACAUCUCUGCUCUUUCCAACCUUACCUCGUUAGAUCUCAGCACCAACAACUUCAAUGCAUCCAUUCCAUCAGAGAUUGGGAGGCUGGCUGACUUGCAGCAAUUGGAUCUAUCGGAAAAUUCACUUAGUGGUCCAAUCCCUCUAGAGAUUGGAAACAUGACGGCACUGACUGACCUUGACCUCAGCUCCAACCAAUUGGAGGGCGAGCUGUCAGACACUAUUGCUCAGCUUCCAAAUCUUGAGUUCAUUUCGGUCUCGUACAACAACCUCAGAGGUCGCAUCCCACCUCAACUGGGGAAUUUGAGUCUCUUAUACCAGCUCAAUCUGAGUAGUAAUCAGUUGUCAGGGUUGAUUCCUUCAGAGUUAGGUGAUGCUUCCAAGCUUAAUUAUCUUGAUCUCUCAGCAAACAAACUCACCGGUCCAAUACCAACCAAGCUUGGUAAUCUGACAGACCUUUAUUUGUUGGAUUUAAGCAGAAAUGACCUGUCUGGAGAGAUGCCAUAUCAGCUUGGUAAUUUGGUGGAUCUUCAACUCCUGUUAGAUUUGAGUAGCAAUUCCCUCUGUGGACCAAUUCCUCAGACAAUAAUGGGACUUGCAUCCCUCCGUUCCUUGAAUUUGGCAAACAACAAUUUUUCUGGGAUGAUUCCGACAUCAAUACAUUCUAUGAUUGGUCUGGUAUAUCUGAAUUUGGCAAACAACAAAUUUUCUGGGAUGAUUCCGAGCUCUAUAGGUUCUUUGUCUUCGCUCCAAUCACUGCACUUGAACAACAAUAGUUUUAUUGGAGAAAUACCUUCCUCAUUGAAGAAUUGCACGCAGUUGGUCGUUUUAGACCUCGGGGGGAACAAAAUUCAUGGAAAUAUUCCAAGUUGGAUAGGAGAGAGACUUUCAUCAUUGAUGAUCCUCCGUCUAAGUUCGAAUAUGUUAAAUGGUAGCAUUCCUCCCCAUCUAUCACAUCUAUCUUCGCUUCAGCUCUUAGACCUUGCACAUAAUAAUAUCUCAGAAAGUAUCCCGCAGGGUUUGGGUAAUCUUACCGCGAUGGUAGAUGGCACUCUAGAAAAAAGAAAAAAAAAGAAGCACGAUUCCCACCUUGUCUCCCAUUACUUCUGUAGAUCCAGUUCCUCCUACCGUGCCUCCCCUUACUCCCGUGGAUCUAGUUCCUCCUGCCGUGCCUCCCCUUACUCCUGUAGAUCCAGUUCCUCCGACAGUGCCUCCCUUUACCACCCCCUUAAAUAUAUUUCCUACCCCAGUAUCUCUGGUGACUCUUGUGGAUCCAUUUCCUACCCCCGUGCCUCCCCUUACUCCCGUAGAUCAUUUUACUACAGUGAUAGCGUUUCCAUAAUUUGGAAAGGCAGAGAGGCUGUUUUUCAAAGAACGCUUUCACUAAUGGUGGGAAUCGACCUUUCAGGCAAUUAUCUCUCUCAUGAGAUCCCUACAGAGCUAACAAAUCUUUCGGGCCUACUUUUUCUGAAUCUCUCAAGCAAUCUUUUGUAUGGAAGUAUUCCAAAGUUGAUCGGUAACUUGAAAAAUCUAGAAGCUCUUGACUUGUCCAGGAAUCACUUAUCAAGCACAAUUCCUCAAAGCAUCUCUUCUCUAACAUUCUUGGAUUUCUUGAACUUAUCAAACAACCACUUGUCGGGACGGAUACCAUCCGGUGAUCAACUACAAACACUUGAUGAUCCAUCAAUCUAUAGUGGCAAUGAUGAACUUUGUGGAUUUCCACUGACCAAAAACUGUUCGAGUGACCAAGCAUCCGUUGUUCAAUCGUCAACGCAUGAAGAUGGUGAUGAAAAAAUAUGGCUGUAUCUUAGCAUGGGACCAGGAUUUGUGGUGGGAUUUUGGGGGUUCUUUGGUAUUUUAUUCUUUAAGAGAUCCUUGAGGCUUGCCUAUUUCCGAUACAUUGAUAAUAUAUAUGAUCGGUUCUCUAGGAUACGAAUGAGGAGCAUCUAA